UCGCGCCCCGGCGAAAUGGAGAUGAAGGACAUCAAGCUCUAUCACCCCUUCAACUCGUCGAUCUGAAACGCGAUGCGCAAUUUGUAUAAUUGCAAUUUGCCAUCCGUAACAAUCGCCGCAAUGCCAAUAGCGUUCAAACCAAAACCAAAACCAACACAAACACCAACAACAACCACACUAGCAAAGCCAAUGGAUGAAAGCACAAAAAGCUCGCAUGCUCAAGCCGCACGGGAGACUAGCCCGAUUGCCAGCAAACAGAUGAACACAUUGGCUCAGCUGCCCAAAUGUGAUGAGAAGCAGCAGCAACAACAACAAUACCAAUAUCACUUACAACAACAACAACAGCAGCAGCACCAUCAACAACAACACUACCUCUAUACUGAGUACCAGCAAUGGCGGCAUGGUGACUCAGUACAACAAAUGCAACAACCACACUCUCGCCAAGACGACGCAUUCCACUUGCAGAAUCUCAUCAAACAACGACAAAUAAUGACCUUGUACGACUACUACAUGUACCAACGCCACCCGUCGCCACCGAUGCCGACGCAGGCCAAAGCUUUAGGUUCGGGUCUCGACUUGCGUGCCGAGUACGGACGAGUGGCUCGACUAUAG
This is a messenger RNA of Bactrocera tryoni, 612 nucleotides long. RefSeq names its product alpha-protein kinase 1-like. Bases 73 to 612 code for a protein of 179 amino acids. The record is from RefSeq and is a predicted model, not a curated record. The transcript has a single exon. Lineage: Eukaryota; Metazoa; Arthropoda; Insecta; Diptera; Tephritidae.